Doryrhamphus excisus (bluestripe pipefish) is the source of this 890-nucleotide messenger RNA. RefSeq names its product protein S100-A13. Gene Ontology annotation, cellular component: perinuclear region of cytoplasm. The record is from RefSeq and is a predicted model, not a curated record. Gene Ontology annotation, molecular function: calcium-dependent protein binding; transition metal ion binding; calcium ion binding. NCBI's taxonomy places the organism in Eukaryota, Metazoa, Chordata, Actinopteri, Syngnathiformes, Syngnathidae.
CCAUAUUGCCAUCGAUUGAUAAUUUCUCCCCAAAACGUCAAGGGGUCACAGGGGAGCUGGAGAACCAGGCCGGAAGUGAGGACAAUUCCAAGGACCCAUGGCUGGCAGGGACCCCACACAAUAGUGUUUCCAAGAGGGGGAAUUCCAUGGUUUUGUUUUGUCAACAUACAUGCAGUUCAAUCAAGUGACCACUGGAUGGGGACAGAGACCCUUUUAGUUCAGGACACACAAUGAGUGGGAAUGCUGCACACUUGAAGGCAGCAGCGCCCCUUUCCACAUUCCUUCUCCCCCACGCACACGCCCUGUGACAGUGAAAAAAAGUUGGCUGGGAGAGAAGUGAAAUCACGGAAAAGAUAUGUGUUGCUGCCUCAUCUAGCGCAGAAGAAAGAAGAAGAAGAAGAAGCUGCACCGAUUGUAGCUUUACCAAAAGUCUCAAUCCAAUCGCAGACAUGGAGUCAGCCAUCCAGACACUGGUGACCACCUUUGUAAGUUCUAGCAGAGGGAAGGGGAACCUGGACAGCAAGUCCUUCCAGAAGAUGGUUAAGAAGCAAUUUAGCGGCAUCAUGGAGGACACAAACAGCUCGGCGGCCAUUAAGGAGAUGCAGUGCGGCCUGGACGAGAACAGCGACGGCAAGGUCAGCUUCCAGGAAUACCUCACUCUGAUUGGCUACUUGGCCAAGUCGCUCAGUCAGAGCAAGCUUGAGUCCAACGCGGCGGCGUCAUAGAUGGAGACGACGCGGCAUGCUUUUCUUUGCUUGUUUUUUGUCAUGCUUGUCAUACGGCUAACAUCGUGCUCUCAACAUGUAAAGCUUCCCUCCAUGGGGAUCUCAACCCGCAUUGAAGGACUCCAUACCAAGAGUGCCAACUCUCAAUAAAAGCUUCAUACUGAU